AUGGGCGCGUGGAUGUCGCGCGUGUGGUUCCUCAUGUUCCCGGCGCGGGAGUACAAGCUUGUCGUCGUGGGGCUCGACAACGCGGGGAAGACCACCACACUCUACAAGCUCCACCUCGGCGAGGCCGUCACCGCCGCGCCCACCAUCGGCAGCAACGUCGAGGAGGUCGUCUUCAAGAACCUCCGCUUUGAGGUCUGGGAUCUAGGAGGGCAAGAAAGCCUGCGCACGUCAUGGGCGACAUACUACCGAGGGACGCACGCCAUCAUCGUGGUGAUCGACAGCACGGACCGCGCGCGGAUCAACAUCAUCAAGGACGAGCUGUUCCGCUUGCUCCAGCACGCGGACCUGGAGGGCGCGGUGGUCCUGGUGUUUGCCAACAAGCAGGACCUCAAGGACGCCAUGCCCCCCGCGGAGAUCACCGACGCGCUCUCCCUCCACAGCAUAAAGAACCACGACUGGCACAUCCAGGCCUCGUGCGCCAUCACUGGCGAGGGCCUCUACGAUGGCCUUGGCUGGAUCGCGCAGAAGGUCGCCGGCAAGGCGACCGCGAGCUGA
Molecule: messenger RNA, 555 nt
Organism: Miscanthus lutarioriparius
Lineage: Eukaryota; Viridiplantae; Streptophyta; Magnoliopsida; Poales; Poaceae
Source: the annotation of a GenBank genome assembly